UAAUCUCUUUUCCAUUUUACAGCUACUGCCUGCUCCAUUUUCUCAGGGGACGUUGCCGAAGCGAAAGUUCUUCCUCGAUGCGAAGUAUACCGAGGACGUGAGAUUGCUCACGAAAAAGUGGCCCACCAAUGCCCAAUCCUCCCACAGGUGCUCCCAAGCCCCGGAAGCCUCGACCCUCGCGUGCGCGCGGCUUGCGCACAACUACAGGCUGCUUGACAUGUCGCAAGAGAAGAGUAAAAUGUGAUGAAACGAAACCUUGCUGCACGCCUUGCAGCAAGUCUAAGAGAGAAUGUGCUUACGCUGUUACGACCACCAUCACCACCCCAUCUACGGAGGAAAGCAAUGCGGCACCAAGUGUUCCUGAAGAAGCAUCCGUACCAUCUCAACCAGGGACAGUUGGCAGUCUGAAUGCCAAUGAUUCACCAGAGCUUCGGUUUGACUUAUCGCCAUUAACGAUCACCGCUUCUCUUCCUUCACCCAAUUCAGCUCCAUUCGAAUGGUAUGACCUGCUUGCCGAGGAUGCAAUCAAUAACAUAGAGAGACAUAAUCUUGGCUUCGACCAAACGUCCCUCUCGAGACGACAGAGUCCCGUACCCGAAUUCCUAAACGCAGCAGGGCCUCGCCUUACUGUUGAACCAGAAUAUCAGUCACCAAAAGUCAGCGUCGAUGUCGAUGCCGAGAUCUCAUCUAAUGAACCAUGGAAUUCGACACAGAUAUUGGCUCUGACAGAGACUGAACUUACCCUGAUGCAACACUUCGUAAAUGUCGUUGGGCCUAUACUGGAUCUACUCGAUCCUCAUCGACAAUUUUCAACUACAGUUCCUCGACUAGCCGUUCACAAUGUCGGUUUACUUAAAUCUCUCCUUGCCGUUGCGGCUCGACACAUGGCGUUGCACUCGGCAGAAACCCAGCCAGACCAAAUGACUGACGGCAACAUUACGGAUCCAGCUGGACGUCGAAAUCCAUUUACACAGGUGGCGACGCAGUAUUAUUACGAAACAUUACAUUAUCUAUCCCAGAAUCUACUCUACCCUUCAUACACGCGAUCUGGGGUUAUCAUUGCUACAGCCAUCCUAAUAAGCACGUAUGAGAUGUUCGACGCAGAGGGGUCUUACAGCGAUGGCGGGUGGGAGAGGCAUCUACGGGGGAUAUUCUGGAUACAAAGAGGUCAAAACAUUGACGGAGAAACGGUCGAUCCCCUUCGGAAGGCUGCAUGGUGGGCUUGGCUUCGACAGGAUAUCUGGGUUGCAUUCCGGGAGAACCGACGCACAUUGACGAUAUGGAGGCCUAGGAGGAGACUUAUGGAUCUCAACGCCGACGAUCUCGUGACACGCAUCGUCUACAUCACAGCGAGAUGCGUGGACUUCGCCGCGAACGAGAAGAACUACGAUAUGGGGCUACGAAUUGAGCAAGGAGAUAAAUUACUCCAGGCACUGGAUGACUGGUAUCAGAUCCUGCCGAGUUGCUUCAAGCCAAUCUAUGCGCAAGCACACACCGAGUCGAACGUCUUCACCCCCCUCUGGAUCAAUCCUCCCAUGUACGCGGCUGCCGUCCAAACUUUCCACUUCGCGAGGAUCGUAGUCAUUAUCAACCAACCAUCAGUGGGAGGUAUGUCGGCUUUCAGACAACAACAAAAACUACUUGACGAAAGUGUCGAGUCAAUAUGCGGUAUCGCCAUGAUGCAGCAAAAUCAUCUUGAAAGUGCAUUUGUCAACUUUCAAGCUCUCUAUGUUGCGGGUCUUUGCGUCCAGAACCCUGUCAAGCAACUUGCAAUCAAACAACUUCUAGAAGCCACUCUAGACCUCGCCAAGUUUCCCCCGAAGACGCUUUUGAAUGAUCUCACGAAUUUUUGGAGAGAGGCACAGUGAGCGACUGUGCAAGAGCACACGCGCUGGAUAAUGUCAUGUUACGAUAGGGUGUCUAUGUAGGAAGGCUUUAAGCCAUAACAAUGGAUGUUUUGUUCCCAUACCGUGAAAAAGGCUUAGAGCUACGGUACCAAGAACUGUUUUACAGAUGAUGUAGCGAACCUUGACGCAAAUGACCUUAGAUCC
This is a messenger RNA of Aaosphaeria arxii CBS 175.79, 2051 nucleotides long. RefSeq lists its product as uncharacterized. The transcript is spliced from 3 exons. Gene Ontology annotation, molecular function: DNA-binding transcription factor activity, RNA polymerase II-specific; zinc ion binding; transcription cis-regulatory region binding. Gene Ontology annotation, cellular component: nucleus. Lineage: Eukaryota; Fungi; Ascomycota; Dothideomycetes; Pleosporales. The coding region runs from base 129 to 1868 and encodes 579 amino acids. The record is from RefSeq and is a predicted model, not a curated record. Gene Ontology annotation, biological process: positive regulation of transcription by RNA polymerase II.